ACGACUUAAACACUCCACGCCACCCAUUCAACGCAAGUCGUCCCUGCUCCUGCCCCGUUGUAAUACUUAUAUAAACCUCCACCACCACCACCACCACCACCACCACCGACGUACUUGCUACCAAACUCAUGGCUGCUACCGCUAAAUUUUCUACCAAACUCAUGGCCGCUACCGCUAAAUUUUCGUAUCUUUCUUCAUUGCCGGCUGGUUUUGUUUUCCGUCCCACGGAGGAGCAGCUCAUUACCCACUACCUGAAGAAGAAGAAUGAUGGCAACGAGUCUGUUAGUUUUAUCAAGGAGAUCGAUCUGUACAAGUUCGAACCCGAGCAACUCCCAGACAAAUCGUUUAUCCCAUCUGAUAAUUUUGAGUGGUUUUUCUUCCGGGCCAGCACCUUGGUCAUUGAAAGAACCACGGGUACUGGCAGCUGGAAAUCCAGCGGUGAUCCCCGCCCCAUCAAGGCUCGAGGAACCGAUCAAGUGAUCGGAAGUAGAGAAAUCUUCGUGUUCCAUCGAGGGCGGGGAGACAAGGGUGUAAAGACCAAUUGGGUGAUACACGAGUAUAAGCCUCGCCCAGUUUCAAAAAUCCCUUCCAAGCCCCAAUUCGUCAUUUUUCGAUUGAAGAAUGAAAACGCAGAUGGACAGAGCAGUAGCGUUGCUUCUCAAACGAAAAAGAAGAAUAUCACACAGAAGCCUGGAGCUGGAACUUCCAAAAAUCCAGAUAAUGCCAUACAGAGUGUAUAUGAUUUUGAAAAGCACAUUACGGAAUCGGUGUUCGGCAAGCAUAAAAACUUGGACCAGAUGACAUCAAACAAACACGAGGAAUCGGAGGAAUUAGAUGACGCUUAUGCUGAUAACGAAGAAAGAAAGUUGCGUAGAGAGCCCACAAGUGUAAAGGUAUUCAGGGUCAAUGGCAACACUAACUCCCGCAAGGUUGUAUCCAAAGGAAGUAAACCACAAAAAGGCCCAUUGUCGAAGGAAACCCCAACUACAAAGACGUCCCGAUACAAGGUUCAAGGGGAUAACACACGUACACUACUCGUGAAUCCACCCCACCCAUCUACCAAACGCAUUCACCACAACUCCACUGUCCACCCAGUUGCCAAACUGUUGCUAGGCAUCGGGAUGUUUAAGCGGAUGUAUCUCCCGUCUGGCUUAUUCUGAUUUACUUACGUAGAAGCCGAUGGAUCUCCCAUCUACCAAACGUAUUUAUAUUGCAGAAGCUAUUUUAUGAUUUUGUUACUGGUAUAUUUUUUCUCAUGGUAGCCUGUAUUCUAUUUAAACGGUGUGAACAUUAAUGAAUAUCGUACUCUUGAUUUA
Cucurbita moschata (crookneck pumpkin) is the source of this 1316-nucleotide messenger RNA. Its product is annotated as NAC domain-containing protein 71-like. Lineage: Eukaryota; Viridiplantae; Streptophyta; Magnoliopsida; Cucurbitales; Cucurbitaceae. Gene Ontology annotation, biological process: regulation of DNA-templated transcription. The transcript has 6 exons. The coding region runs from base 129 to 1160 and encodes 343 amino acids. Gene Ontology annotation, molecular function: DNA binding. The record is from RefSeq and is a predicted model, not a curated record.